Molecule: messenger RNA, 2283 nt
Organism: Exophiala aquamarina CBS 119918
Lineage: Eukaryota; Fungi; Ascomycota; Eurotiomycetes; Chaetothyriales; Herpotrichiellaceae
Exons: 1
Coding region: 1-2283 (760 amino acids)
Source: RefSeq, a predicted model, not a curated record
AUGGUAUUUCCAACACUUUCCUUUAGAGAUUUGUUCCUGAUCCGACUCCACAGCUAUGAUCUCCCGCAGGAGGCCUACACCUCUUGCGUGUAUCCCCGCCAGUCAGCCAAUGGCUCUACCGUUAUCGUUUAUGGCCAUGAGCGAGGACUGCGCAUCAUCUGGUAUGCUGGGAAGACCUUCAAGUCGGCCAAGAAAAACAAUCCGGCUACAAACACAAAUGGAACAGCAAAGAGUGACCCCAUGGUCAUUGACCUGGACGAUGAUGAUGACCAAGAACAGCCUGCAGCGGGAGAUGCCUCUGUUGUACCUGCAGAAUUUGAAGAUGAGGAAGAAGAGGUAGAUCCAGCAAAACCCUACCGUGGAAUCCUCCGACAGAUAGACAUUCCUCUCGGAAGCUCAGCCUUGCGUAUUGCAACCCCUCACAUUUCAAAGGACCUCGCUCAAGCCCCUCCCGACUCCUGGCCACCAAUAUAUCAUGAUCGUAUCUUGGUCACCGUCGCAUGUGCAGAUUCGUCCCUUCGGGUUCUUAUUGCUCCACUCGUCCCUCCCAGCCCAGAACUUCAUGAUAUAUCAAAACUUGACAUUCAGACUCUCAAAAUCUUGGGUCCUAAUUCCCACCAAGAGUUCAUCACUGACAUAGCAAUCACCCAUACUAUCCGCGCUGAGGGAGAAGAGGUAGAGGCAGAGACUCAAGCUCAAAUGAGGCUUCAGACUCGUUCACAGCCAGCUCCAAUCUCAACAGAUGCCGACUCCCAAAGAUGGGCCCUGCUAAUAGCAUCUUUAUCAUGCACGGAAUCUGGGCUGCUUUUGGUUCAUCAAAUUCCUUUACAAGGAAAUGGUACUCUCUCCACAAAGCCUGAACAUCUUCUUCCAAUAAGGAGGCAAUUCCUCCGCUCCUCGGCCCUCGGCGCUAGAAUCGCUUUCAACCCCUCUUGUUAUCCUGCCGACCGACAUUCCAGCCUCCUUCUCACUCUCCCUGCCGCCUCCACCGUCAAGCUGUACAAAGUUUUUGUAAAUUAUCCUCGGGAACGUCGCGGGUCCACCGCUACUUCAGAUUCCGCAUCUACCAGGGCAUCGUUAAGGACAUCUGGCAGUGACAAGGGGAGAAUCCUUCUGACAUUCCUUCCACCCUUUGUCCACGAUCCCACUGCCAUCCUCCCUCGACGAAAGAAAUGUCUAGAUGCUCAAUGGGUCGCCAGCGGCCGUGCCGUUGUGUCAUUGCUCGAGGAUGGUGAAUGGGGUAUCUGGGAUCUUGAAGCAGUUGGGCCAAACUCUUCUGGAAUUGGAAGCAACCUUGUUCGUGGGCAAUCCAACAUUUCAGGCAUUCAAGGAGGAUCAAUCACAAGAUUUGCCAUUCGAUCCAAUAUUUUCGCCUCUGAAAUGAAAAAAGAAACUUCUUCCAGCACUCAGGUUCGGGCAGCUACAACCUCGUUGGCUCCCAUGACGCCAUCAACACGUAAAGUUCGGUCUGAGGGAUUAUUCCAGGGUACUUCAAAACAAGAUGUCCGGUCAGCGUCCGCUCGGAAUGUUCGCGGCUAUAUUUCUGUAGAGGAACAUCCCCCGCACAAUGGCAGGCCGCUUGACGAAUCCGUCAUUAUCAGCUAUGGUGGGGAGAACGUAUAUAUCUCGUCCUUGUCAGCGUUCUGGAGAGCAGAAAUUAAGCCUGCACGUCUGCCGAUCAUCAGACUCGGUGGCCAGGAGCUGCGAGGGAUUGCUACUCUUCCCCAAGCCACAGACGACAUGCCUACAACAAGCAUUGCACGUUUCGGCCUGGCAUCGUCAUCUCUGCCCGAUUUCGUGGUUCAGACCCCUCAUCGCUUAAUUCUGUCCGUCCAUGCUCUCUCUGUUUCCGCGGAUCAACCUUGGAGAUCUCUCACAGGUACAGAGGCCAUUUCUGGUGCUCAUACACACCCCACAUUUGACCAGGUACUACUCAACUCUGGUGAUCUCGAUGUCGACGGUAUGGAUAGAAUUCUGAGUAAUAUGGGCACUGUUGGCAGAGGUUCAAAACCACUCGAUCUCUCUGGCAACAAAAUGACGUUCAAUUACGGCAACCAAGAUGGAGGAGAGGACGAAGAGGACGUCGACAUGAUGGUCACCUCACCCACACCAUCGAAGUACUCGGCACGCGGGUUGCCUGCCGCGAGGAUACAACGGGGAGAAAAGCGUCGUGGGUCUUAUGAACACGCCCGACUACCUGCUACCAGCUUGCAACGUGAAGAGGAACACCGUGGUUCUUAUGGACGGGCGCAGCCGUCCACGCAGCGACGAAUAUUUUCUUGA